Messenger RNA from Manis javanica (Malayan pangolin), 3683 nucleotides. The record is from RefSeq and is a predicted model, not a curated record. NCBI's taxonomy places the organism in Eukaryota, Metazoa, Chordata, Mammalia, Pholidota, Manidae.
GCGGGGUGGGCCUGUUGUCAUGGGGGAGGUGGUGGCGCUUGGUGGCUACUGGCGGCCGAGGUAGAGGCAGUGGCGCUGGAGUUGGUCGGGGGCAGCGGCAGAUUUGGGGUUUAAGCAGCUUCUUCCAGGGAAGAGGGCCAGUGUGGCUGCUCUUGCAACCCAUCUUGAUCCACGUCCAUAGAUUGGAACAUUGGUAGACCAGCCAUCCUCAGACACCUCACUUAGGACAGAUGAGGAAACUGAGGCUUGGUGAAGUUAUGAAACUUGUUCAAAGUCACACAGCUUGUAAAGGGCACAGCCAAGAUUCAGAGCCAGAUUAUAAAAAUUAAAAUGAACAAACUACGGCAAAGUUUUAGGAGAAAGAAAGAUGUUUAUGUUCCAGAGGCCAGCCGUCCACAUCAGUGGCAGACAGAUGAAGAAGGGGUUCGUACUGGGAAAUGUAGCUUCCCAGUUAAGUACCUUGGCCAUGUGGAAGUUGAUGAAUCAAGAGGAAUGCACAUCUGUGAAGAUGCUGUAAAAAGAUUGAAAGCUGAAAGGAAGUUCUUCAAAGGCUUCUUUGGAAAAACUGGAAAGAAAGCAGUUAAGGCAGUCCUGUGGGUAUCAGCAGAUGGACUCAGAGUUGUGGAUGAAAAAACUAAGGACCUCAUAGUAGACCAGACAAUAGAAAAGGUUUCUUUCUGUGCCCCAGAUAGGAACUUCGAUAGAGCCUUUUCUUACAUAUGUCGUGAUGGCACCACUCGGCGCUGGAUCUGUCAUUGUUUCAUGGCUGUCAAGGACACGGGUGAAAGAUUGAGCCACGCAGUCGGCUGUGCUUUUGCAGCCUGUUUAGAACGUAAGCAGAAGCGGGAGAAGGAAUGUGGAGUGACCGCUACUUUCGAUGCCAGUCGGACCACUUUUACAAGAGAAGGGUCAUUCCGUGUCACAACAGCCACCGAACAAGCAGAAAGAGAGGAGAUGAUGAAACAAAUCCAAGAUGCUAAGAAAGCUGAAACAGAUAAGACAGUUGUUGGUUCAUCAGUGGCCCCUGGCAGCACUGCCCCAUCCCCACCCUCUCCCACCUCUCCCACUUCGGAUACCACUGCCUCUGUGGAGAUGAACAAUCCUCAUGCCAUCCCACGCCGGCACGCGCCAAUUGAACAGCUUGCUCGCCAAGGCUCUUUCCGAGGAUUUCCUGCUCUUAGCCAGAAGAUGUCACCCUUUAAGCGCCAGCUGUCCCUGCGCAUCAAUGAGUUGCCUUCCACUAUGCAGAGGAAGACUGAUUUCCCCAUAAAAAAUGCAGUAUCACUUUGCCAAAAGGUUUAUGUGUCCAUUGCAAGAUGGCAUGGUUAUCCCAACACCACCUUUUCUGUCCUGUCUGCUCCACCACCGUUGCACAUUGGCCUGGCUGACCUGGCUCCGAGGGGCUGCCUGUACACCCUGCAUGAAUUAACUGCAUCGAUGUUGUCUGCUCCCAUUGUAGCUAAUGGCACUGACUCAGCCCUCCAUGUGCUUGCUGCUAAGCCAGCCCAUACUGCUCUAGCUCCCGUAGCAAUGCCUGUGCGUGAAACCAACCCUUGGGCCCAUGCCCCUGAUGCUGCUAACAAGGGAAUUGCAGCCAUGAGUUCGGGGACCGAGUGGGGUCAAUCUUCUGGUGCUGCCUCUCCAGGUCUCUUCCAGGCUGGUCACAGACGCACUCCCUCCGAGGCUGACCGCUGGUUAGAAGAGGUGUCCAAAAGCGUCCGGGCUCAACAGCCCCAGGCCUCGGCUGCCCUUCUGCAGCCAGUUCUCCAGCCUCCUCCGCCCACUGCCGGCUCCCAGCCAGCUCCGCCUUUCCAAGGGAACGCGUUCCUCACCUCUCAGCCGGUGCCUGUGGGUGUUGUCCCGCCCCUGCAGCCAGCCUUUGUCCCUGCCCAGUCCUAUCCUGUGGCCAAUGGGAUGCCCUACCCAGCCCCUAAUGUGCCUGUAGUGGGCAUCACCCCCUCCCAGAUGGUAGCCAAUGUGUUUGGCACUGCAGGCCACCCUCAGGCUGCCCACCCCCAUCAGUCUCCCAGCCUGGCCAAGCAGCAGACAUUCCCUCAGUAUGAGCCAAGCAGUGCUACUGCCAGUCCCUUCUUUAAGCCGCCUGCUCAGCACCUCAAUGGUUCUGCUUUCAAUGGUGUAGAUGAUGGCAGGUUGGCCCCAGGAGACAAGCACACAGAGGCCCCUGCAGGCACCUGCCUGGUGGAUCCUUUUGAAGCCCAGUGGGCUGCAUUAGAGAGCAAGUCCAAGCAGCGCACCAACCCCUCCCCCACCAACCCUUUCUCCAGUGACUUACAGAAGACGUUUGAAAUUGAACUUUAAGCGGUUCCCUUGCCUUAAAGUAUUUUGUCCAUACUUAGGCAAGGGCAGUGGGGUGGAGGUCAGAGGAGCAAAGGGGACUUUGUGUUCUCCAUCAGUACUUUUCACUAAUCCCAAAGGCCCCAGGGAGCAUGUCUAAGCACAGAAUGCUGUGAGGGGUGAUUUUGAAAAAAGUGGAGAAAACCAUUCCUAGAGAAGAGCUGUCUCAAAAUUAGGUUGAAGAAGUCGAGGAAAUGGUGCCCUCUGUCCCCCUCGUCCUCCCUCAGCCCUUUACGAAUCUCUGGCAACAGGGAGGGAGAAUUAUCUGAACAGGAGUCUGUAUUCAAAGCACAUUUACUGGAAUAUAAAAUAACGGGAAGCAAAACAAUCUCCCUUUGCUUUUCAGGCUGUUCGCCUGCUCUCAGGACUGGCCUGAAUUAGAGAUCAAGAAUCGGGUGGCGUGUGCCUAGGCUGGGAGCAGAGGCAGGCAGUCCCGCCAGACUGACAAGGAGGGCAUGGCAGCAGCUGCCCAGCAGAGCUAUAUUUUAGGGGCAAAGUUGAGCUUCCAUUUUGAGUAAGAAUAAAUAUUAUAAAUAUAUAUAUCAAAAAGCCAAAAUCUUUAUUUUUAUGCAUUUAGAAUAUUUUAAAUAGUUCUCAAUAUUAAAAAAAGGUGUAUGAGUUGUAAGUAAUCUUGCCAAAGGUAAAAGGGUUAGCUGUAAGAACUUGUACAUAAGAUUGAUUUAUCGUUGAUGCCCACUGAAGUCAGAAGAGGAAAGGCUGGAAGCUGCAGGCGGGAUCCCUAGCUUAUUUGGUAUCAUUCAUUGUAAGUAGCCCAUUGCAACAACAAUCAUGCUUAUGACCAAUACAGUCAUUAGGCUGUAGUUUUAAAUGAAAUGAAAGAGCAGUAUUGUCCUGGUUUUAAACCUAUGAUGAAAUUCUAAUCUCACUAUUUUAAUGGAAUCAAUCUAAAUGUACUCUAUAGAGAAUAUGCAUUUCUUUCACAUGUUGCUGCAGUUUCCUUAUGUUAAUCCUUUAACACUAAGGUGACAAUGACAUAAUCACAUCCAGAGACAGGAACGCAGGUUACUGUGUUGGUUUGUCAUAAGGGUCUUGGUGGGUUUUGUUUUGUCCUUUAAGUUUUGUUCCCGUGAACAUUGUGGGGAUGGAGAUUCGGUUUUAGUAGCUACGUGUGUGUCCAUCUGUCCCCCUCCCCUGUGGUGAGCAGAACAUCCCAUUGCCAGUUACAGCCACUUAACUUCUGGUAACAAUGUGAGAUUCCCAUCUCAUUUUUACUUUUGAACAUUGGCCUUACAAUCAAAUGUAAGUUAUAUAUAUUUGUACUGAUGAGAAUUUAUAUGCUUUAACAAAAAUAAAUGUUCGUGGUAGAA